Molecule: messenger RNA, 1058 nt
Organism: Vavraia culicis subsp. floridensis
Lineage: Eukaryota; Fungi; Microsporidia; Pleistophoridae
Exons: 1
Coding region: 68-883 (271 amino acids)
Source: RefSeq, a predicted model, not a curated record
AUUAGUACCAAAGUGAAUUGUUGAAUAAAUUACCGCAUUAUAUAACGCUACAGCUGUCCUGAUAGGGAUGGACACCAUAAAAACAUUCUACACAAAGUCUAACAAAACAAUAGACCGCCUAUGUUCAUCUCUGACACCUGUGAAAAAGGUCCUACAAGUAUUGAGUCCGCUGUCAUCGGUGAUAUACGCUGCCCUAACAUAUUAUUUCAUCUGCUCCUUGGAAACCGAAUAUUUAAAAGUGUUCGGCAUCGCAUUUAUUGCCUACGCAGCUGUGAAUAGUUUGUAUGAAAUGGCAAGCAUCAAGAAAAGCUACGGAACGAUAAGAAACUAUCUCCUGAACGCAUUCUAUAUUGUUGUCUCCAUCAUAUUAGCAUAUUAUCUGUAUCAGACGUAUUUGCUGAAAAUAUUUGGUGACUACAGCAAUAUCUCCUCGGCCACCAGCCAGUAUAUCAACUCGGGCGAAGCUUGGUAUUCAAAGAUAUUUACCAUUGGCUUUUUGGCUUCCAUGCCAAUCACCAUACUGAUGAAUAUAUACCAGGCUAUCACCAAAUAUAGAAGCAAGCCAGGGUACAAGAAUGUAAACAUCUAUUUAUCAACACGACAAAGGCGUAUAUAUCGUAGAAAUGAUGAGUAUAAAUACAUGGAUCUCAAAACAGGUGUUCUUCCAUCAUUUAUCGGAAUAAUAGUUAAUUUCUUUACCACCAACAACCUGGCAUCAUAUGGCUCCAGUGCCGCAAAUAUUCUGAACGCGUUUAGCGUAUAUGACGAUGAGAAAUUCAUAUCUUGUUUUAUGCCACUCGUGCUGAUGACACUAGUUUCGCUUGUUGUUAUGUUCAGCGGGUAUUUCAAAGUCAUCACGCCUUAUCUAACGCAGUCUGUAUAAAACAGAAAUGUAUGAGUUGUGUUAUAAUGGAUGCGGUAUAAAUACCAUUAAAAAAAUUUGCCUGUUUGUAGAAUAUGCUCAUGUUGUACAUCCACGUACAAAUAAAGAGUAUCCGAUAAAUGAAGUGUGUUAUAACAUCUGUUAAGAAACGAUUUUUCCUUUCAUCGUUGAAUAA